Molecule: messenger RNA, 2052 nt
Organism: Monoraphidium neglectum
Lineage: Eukaryota; Viridiplantae; Chlorophyta; Chlorophyceae; Sphaeropleales; Selenastraceae
Product: GTP-binding protein
Exons: 11
Coding region: 1-2052 (683 amino acids)
Cellular component (GO): mitochondrion
Molecular function (GO): magnesium ion binding; GTP binding; GTPase activity
Source: RefSeq, a predicted model, not a curated record
AUGCAGUCCCGUGCUCAGCCCGGGGCGAGCACCAGCGGAAGGGCGCCGCAUGCGCUCUCUUAUGGGUCCGUGAAUCAAUGCAGGGCCGGCCGGUGCGCGGGCCCGCGUGGCGGCGCGCCCCCGUCCCACGCGGCGGCCGCUGCUGCCCCGCUUCGAGGUGGCGGCCGCUGCGGCCCCGCGCGCGCCGCCUCCGCCCCGCAAAGCACCGGCGAGUGGUCAGACAAGCUCCUCAGCCUGACAAAGAAGCAGCGUAAGCGCAAGGACGACAGCGGCAAUGGGAGUGGCGGCAACCGCAGCAGGGGCGGCGUACAGCAGCUGCAGCAACAGCAGCGUGAUGCGGUUGAGGUCCAAAUCACAGAUGAAGACUUGGCAAACGCCGAUUUAAACGAAGAGUUUGGCGGCGACGAAGACGGGGACGUAUUCGGCGGCGGCCUGGACGGCUGGGGGUCCAGUGGGGGCGCUGGCGGCGGCGGCGGCGGUGGGAUGGUGUCUGGCGAAAAGCGCCUCCCCCAGGCGGUCCGCUGCUUCGACACCGCCCGCAUCUAUAUCAAGAGCGGCGACGGCGGCGCCGGCUGCGUCGCGUUCCGGAGAGAGCCGUUUGUGGAGCACGGCGGCCCCAACGGCGGCAACGGCGGGCGCGGCGGCAACGUCUGGGCGGUCGCCGACGAGUCCAUCAACAGCCUCCUGCCGUUCCGCAACCAGGCGCACUUUCGCGCGCACAACGGGACUCCAGGCAAGGGCGCGAUGCAGGACGGCGCCAACGGAACCGACCUGGAGGUGCGCGUCCCCCUGGGCACCAUCAUCCGCAUGAAGGGCGCGGAAGAGGGGGAGGCGCCCCUGGCCGAGCUCCUGACGCACGGCCAGAAAGCGCUGCUGCUCGUCGGCGGCAGGGGCGGCCGCGGCAACCUGAGCUUCAAGACGGGCAAGAACACGGCGCCGGCGUUUGCCGAGAGGGGGGAGGCAGGGCGCGAGGAGUAUGUUGACCUGGAGCUUAAGACAGGGCUGCUGCUGCUGCUGCUGCUGCUGCCGCCGCCGCCGCCGCCGCCGCCGCCGCUGCUGUUGCUGCUGGUGCUGGUGCUGGUGCUGCUGGUGCUGGUGCUGGUGGUGGCUGACGUCGGCAUUGUGGGCAUCCCCAACGCGGGCAAGUCCACCCUGCUGAGCGUGCUGACCGCGGCGCGCCCCAAGAUCGCCAACUACCCCUUCACCACGCUGGUGCCCAACCUCGGGGUCUGCGAGAUGGACUUCCGCACCACAGUCUUCGCUGACGUCCCCGGCCUGCUGGAGGGCGCCCACGAGGGCCACGGCCUGGGCCACCAGUUCCUGCGCCAUGUGCAGCGCUGCCGCGUCCUCGUGCACGUGCUGGACGGCACCAGCCCCGACCCGGUGGGUGACUACCGCGCCAUCAACCUGGAGCUGGAGCUCUUCAACCCCGACAUCAGGGACAAGCCGCAGGUCGUGGCGUACAACAAGACCGACGUGCCGGACUCUGGGGACUAUUGGGAGUUUGUGAGGGAGUACCUGGUGGAGGAGGAGGGCCUGGACCCCGCGCACGUCGUGCCCAUUAGCGCGGCCACGGGCCGCGGCGUCACGGACCUGGUGCGUGCGGUGCGUGGCGUCCUGGACGAGCUUGGCCCGGCAGAGAUGGAGGCCUCCACGGACGCGCUCAACCGCACCAAGCUGCCCCGGCGCUUUGACAGCGACAUGCGCAUGGACAGGUUCACUGUCGAGAAGGAGCCCCUCCCCCUGCCUGGCGGCGAGCAGCUGUACUACGUGAGGGGUGGCGCCAUCGAGCGCUUCGCGCAGAUGACUAACUGGGAUUACUACGAGGCCGUCAAGAGGUUCCAGCGCGUGCUGGAUGUCUCAGGCAUCAGCCAGUCCCUACGCGACGCCGGCAUCAAGGAGGGCGACAGCGUGGCGCUCGGGGACGUCGGCGAGUUUGUGUGGAGCGAGGAGCGCGGGGACGCGGCGGUGUACUCCGCGUGGCUCGAGGACAUGCGGUCGCGGGGCCGCAACCGCCAGGGCGUCGCGGCAUGGCCGGGGGCAAAAAAGUGA